Messenger RNA from Acanthosepion pharaonis, 540 nucleotides. Lineage: Eukaryota; Metazoa; Mollusca; Cephalopoda; Sepiida; Sepiidae. The record is from the annotation of a GenBank genome assembly.
AUGGUGUCAUGCACUUCAAGAAUUGAACAAUAUGGACGUUACGAGGUGAGCACGCGUCUAUUUCUGACUUGGCCGAUUGAUAAUGCACUUUUUAUCACAACCGACCGUAUAUCUAUCUAUCUAUCUAUCUAUCUAUCUAUCUAUCUAUCUAUCUCAGUCUGUUCUUAUCUAUCUAUCUAUCUAUCUAUCUAUCUAUCUAUCUCGGUCUGUUCGUAUCUGUCUAUCUAUCUCGGUCUGUUCCUAUCUAUCUAUCUAUCUAUCUAUCUAUCUAUCUAUCUAUCUAUCUAUCUAUCUAUCUCAGGCUCAUUAAACGACUCACUGUGGUUUCUGACUUGGCCGAUUGAUAAUGCACAUUUUAUCACAACCGACCGUAUAUCUAUCUAUCUAUCUAUCUAUCUAUCUAUCUAUCUAUCUAUCUCAUUCUGUUCAUAUCUAUCUAUUUAUCUAAUUUCGUCCUUUCCUAUCUAUCUAUCUAUCUAUCUAUCUAUCUAUCUAUCUAUCUAUUUCAGUCUCUUCAGAUCUAUCUAUCUAUCUAGCUAG